Salvelinus sp. IW2-2015 is the source of this 2111-nucleotide messenger RNA. NCBI's taxonomy places the organism in Eukaryota, Metazoa, Chordata, Actinopteri, Salmoniformes, Salmonidae. The record is from RefSeq and is a predicted model, not a curated record.
CCUUAGACCUUGGCAGAGAAUUGGAAGGCGGAAGCUCCUAGAAUCAACUUCCUGCUUAGGGUUCAAUCAGAGAGCGAGAACCUGUUGCUCUGCUACCAGACAGACUGGCAGCGGCGGCUGCUUCGGCAGUAUGGCAAGGAGGUGUGCUUCCUGGACGCGGCCUAUAAGAGGACGCGCUUCCCKCUGCCACUCUUCUUCCUGUGCGUGCGCACCAAUGUGAGCGUGGCGCCGGUGGGCCUGUUUGUGGUGCAGUCGAGGAGCGCCGAAGCCUUGGGGGAGGCGCUGGGGGUGUUCAGGCAGUGGAACCGGGGCUGGAGCCCAGCCUACAUCCUCACUGAACACUGCCCUGUGGAGAUGAAGGCGGUGGAGGCAGCAUUCACAGGUGAACAGUGGUGCUCAYGCAGUCUUCAGCGAUCACCUGCGGGAGAGGACCUGGACCAAGUGGCUGAGCAACCGGUCGCGAGCCAUCACCAACCAGGAGGGGAUCUUUGAUAUGAUGAAGGCCAUCGCUGGAGCCCRUACCAGAGAGCAACACCAGGGGGCAGUAGAACUACUACAGCAGAGCCCCAUCUGGUUGGAAAAGAGACAACUUUUCAAGAACUGGUUCACUAACAAGUGGCUGUCAGAGGAGAAGAGAUGGGRGAACGCUGUGAGGGUUGAUAUUGUCAACUUUGUGUCUAUGGUGAACGGAGGUCUGGAGAUGCAGAGCGACUUUUUCACACAUAAUAACAUGAWGGUCCAUAAAAAAGACACCCUGAGCCAAAUGCUGCAGUUCCUUGUUGACGACUACUUCCCACAGAUGCACCAAAGGUACACAGACCUCAACAGCCAGUCCUCUGGCGAGUACAGCCUCAACCCCACUGUGCCUCCGUUCCUGUGGCAUCGCCCUUGGAGUGUGGUGGCCCUGGUGAUGGACAACAUGUCUGCGGCCCUGCAAGACCCCGACAUCGUGGUGGAGCAGGCCAGCGACYCCGCCAACGGCACCUUCCGGGUGAAGAGUCUGGCAGAGACCAGGGCAGCGCGGUCCUACARGGUCAGCUUCGGUUCAGAGUCCACCUGGCCCUCCUGUGAGUGUGAGGUGUGGAGGGACCAGCGCCUGCCCUGUGAACACUUCUGUCACGUCUUCAGGUCUGAGCCUAACUGGACCUGGGAGCACCUGUGUCCCAAAUACAGGGACCACCCUUUGCUCACAUUGCAUUCACAGACCUCUCACACCACAACAGAGGAGAUGGAGGAAGCCCUCAAUGGUCUAAUGCAUCUCUCCCCAGCUUCCCCAGUCUCUCUUCAGUGGGAUGGGCCUGAAGAAACAGUGCCACUGGUGCAAACUCCUCAAACUCCACAGUUACAACUGCAUAGCAUACAAACACAGUGGGUGGCCCCACAGGCUUCACAGGGUCUGCGGGAGAGGGAGGAACUGAGGAGGGAGUGUGUGGCCAAACUCAAAUCCAUCAUGGAGAAUGUGAGCGGGAUCAACGACAUUGACCACCUACAGGAGCUCAGGCAGAAACUGGACGUUCUCCAGGCUCAGAGUGAGGCCAUGGUGAUUCAGAAGGACGCUAGCGUCAAAACAGUUUCCACCUCCAAGGGGAAGAGAAAAAGGGCAGGGGUGGAGAUUAUCGUGGCCAUGCCCAAACGCAUCAAAGUACUCUCCCGGGUUGAUGUAGAAAAUGUUCAGAAAUAGCUUUUUUCUAAAGAGGGAAAAUAAAGAAUGUUCAGUAUUAAAAGGCAACUCUGCCACUUUUAAUUUGUGGGUUGUUUUUAUGUAGUAUUUAGUGUUGUCCUACACAAUUUGUAUACUUUGUAUUUGAUGUCUAUUGCCUUUUUGUGAUGAGCAAAACUGGAAAUAGCUUGUCUGACGCCUAAGUAAGAUCCCUGAGAUGACUAAUAAAAUAAUUAGUCAGUCAUUUUCAUUUGUCUAUAUAACCCGUAUGUAGUUUCUGAUCAUAUGUGAACUCCCUGCUAUAUGUAACUCUGGUUGUCUUCAUCUAACAAAGGUCUCUUUGUUAGGAUGUGGUGACAUUGUAUCCAGUUCUGGGUCAGCUUGAUUUAAGGCACUGUGCAGGUUCACAAAUCUUUCCAUAACAAAUUAAUAAAUCAGUUAUUGCACAGUG